Uloborus diversus is the source of this 6145-nucleotide messenger RNA. RefSeq names its product Na(+)/citrate cotransporter-like. The transcript is spliced from 13 exons. Gene Ontology annotation, biological process: citrate transport; monoatomic anion transmembrane transport. The record is from RefSeq and is a predicted model, not a curated record. NCBI's taxonomy places the organism in Eukaryota, Metazoa, Arthropoda, Arachnida, Araneae, Uloboridae. Gene Ontology annotation, cellular component: membrane. The coding region runs from base 13 to 1719 and encodes 568 amino acids. Gene Ontology annotation, molecular function: succinate transmembrane transporter activity; citrate transmembrane transporter activity.
GCAGGUACGAAUAUGGUGAGUGAUAGCGGUUCCAAUCAUCUGACUUCAAGUCGCAUACGAGUGUGGAAAUAUAUUUUUGGAUUUCUUGUACCUUUUAUAUUACUGCCGUUACCCCUUGCAUCCGGAACCAAAGAAUCUCGAUGUGGCUACGUAAUAUUGCUAAUGGCCUGUUAUUGGGUGGUGGAGCCCAUUCCUGUUGCCGCGACGUCACUACUUCCCAUCGUAUUGCUGCCUCUGCUAGGAGUCAUGAGCACCAACGAUGCCAGCAAGGAAUACAUGAACGGUACCAACAUGAUGUUCGUUGGCGGUCUUUUCAUGGCCGUUGCCAUCGAAGAGUGUAAUCUUCAUAAGCGGAUUGCGUUGAACGUGUUGCGCUUCGUCGGGGCCUCAGCAUCUUGGAUGAUGUUUGGAUUCAUGGCCACCUCCAUGUUCCUGUCGAUGUGGAUCAGCAACACCGCCACCGCCGCCCUCAUGGUGCCAAUUAUCGAAGCUGUUAUGGAAGAAUUUGGAUCCAAAUCUCAAAGAGUAACGGAGAAUCUCAAACGCAUAUCUGUAAUCUCCGUGGAGUAUAAAAUACCGAUGGAGAAUGGACCUCAAACAAAUCUGCAAUUUAAAGACAGCAAUGGUUCUUUGAAUUUAUCAGACAAAAAUGAGACCAAAAAGAACGAAAUGGUCUCCGUGAUGAGGCGUGCCAUGCUUUUGAGUAUUGCUUAUUCGGCGAACAUCGGCGGGACAGGCACUCUGACUGGAACAGGACCUAACCUCGUGGUGAAAUCCGUCACAGAAAAACUUUUCCCUGAAUCCACGGAUCUGACGUUUGACAAGUGGAUGAUGUUUAACGUCCCAGUGAUGCUCUUCUGCGUCGCCGUUGCUUGGGGAUACCUAUUUUUGGUACAUGUUCGGAAGGCAUCAAAAGUGUACACCAAAGAAAUGAAAGACGCUUUUAAGCAAAUCAUAGAAAAGAAAUGUGAGGAGUUGGGUAAGACGACAUUUCACGAGAAAGCCGUCUCGCUGUUGUUUUUGCUCUUGGUGAUGUUAUGGAUAUUCAGAAGUCCGAAAUUCAUCGCAGGAUGGGGAAAUUACUUUCCCGUAAAAAUUUCUGACGCGACUCCCGCCAUCGGCAUUCCCGCCCUCCUGUUCCUGAUCCCUGCAGACCCACUGCACCUUGGUCGAAGCAAGGGCUUGCUCGAGUGGCGUUCCAUCCAGCAGAAGGUGCCCUGGGGGGUCAUCAUCCUGCUCGGGGGAGGAUUCUGUCUCGCCGCUGCUUCCGAGAAGUCCGGUCUGUCGACGUGGAUAACGGAGCAGUUGCUCUCUCUGAACAUUUCUUCUCCAUUGAUCGUCGUGUUGCUUCUGUCCGUCAUGACGGCCAUGCUCACAGAGUUUACCAGUAAUGUGGCGACUGCCAACGUCCUGCUACCAGUCGUGGCCGAACUGGCUGUUGCCAUGAGAAUCCAUCCCAUGUACCUCAUGAUCCCAGUCACCAUUUCGUGCUCCUUCGCUUUCAUGCUACCUGUUGCCACUCCACCCAACGCCAUUGUCUAUGAAGCCGGCUCUAUGAACACGUUAGAUAUGUUGAAGCCUGGGAUUUUCAUGAAUCUCAUUUGUGUAGCUAUUGAAGUUCUAAUGAUAAGCAGCUACGGGAAAGUCGUUUUUGACUUCGACCAGUUCCCAGCAUGGGCCAACACAACAAGCAUGACAAACUCCAGGGGUGUGUCCUAGCGGCAGCCUGGACAAACGACCAGCCAUGGGCAGUGCGGUCGUACGUCACAUCAACGCAAGACAAAAGUAUCAAGUCCAAGUUCUUUCAAUGACGAUUGCUUCGUGCCUGAAUGUGAUUAGAAUGAAGGUGGUUUGCCUCCGGAAUCUUCGUCAUUUGUUGAUGCAGAACUGUCUUCGAUGCUGUAAUCAAAUUGUAUGAAAAAAAAUAAUGUAAAACUUCUCAUGCAUUGAUUGACUAUUUCGAAUGUCGCUCAAAAUUAUGUUUAUGGGAAAUCAGAAAGUAAGUUCCGUUUUCAAUUUUUACCACGGAAUAGUUGUUCUCGUUAGAUCACGCACACGUGCUCUUUCCAUAGAGCAGGAAUAAGUAAAUAGAAGGAGCAAGUCCAUGGUUCAACCAUUGGUUUAGCAAAUCUGAGGCGAAGACGCCAAGUCAUGUGACUCAACAACGACGAAUGGCUGACACGUUUUGCGUGUAACUAGCGAAAGAAACCUGAUUUCUUCCAAUGCCUUGCUUUAAAAUCAAUCGCGUGACUUGCGAUCUUUGUUUCACGAAUUAAAGUCUUCGAUUCCUCCAUUUUAUGCGGCUUAUGCUGCUGCUGACUUAUGACGCAAUGCUGACUUAUGCGGUCACGCUUGUUUAUUCAAGUUUAAAGUGAUUAAAAUAAUCAAUAUUCCAGCAAUAUGUGAUACAAUGUCUCUCAUUAGAUUUCUCAUCGCGAGGAACUCUUAGUUGUGAAAUUCACAAAAAUAUCGGAAAAGUUUGCACGGGCUAUGGUCAUAAGGGAAUGUUUUGACCCACUAUCCUUAAAAUCCUGGUCUUACAUCAACUGACUUUCAUCUUUUAAAGCCUUCUAAGACUUUUCUUGUGAAUAAUUCCUGUCAGGCAAUUGCUAGACGGUAACGAAGUCAUAUUUGUUUGUUACCCAAUUGUUGUAAUCGAGCUUCGACACGGGCAUUCACACCCUCGUGACACUCUACAAUAAAUUUCUUAAAAGGUUUGUUACUAAUGUAAAUAAAUAGUCUGACUAUUGUAGUUUAUUAUUUAACUAAGAAUAGUUCCAAUUGGUUGUGUUUUAUUUUCUUUGUGUUACAAAACGGGACUUUCUGGAUUGCCUGAAAAUUAUUUCAUUGCGGCAAGAUCGUGUGUUGACAAAACAGCAAAGGCCAUGGUGCUCAUUCCACCAUUGUAUGUUCUUUGUUCCUUCCUUUAUGGCUUCCUGUGAAUAUUUGUGAUCCAUUUUUGUUUUGUUUUUUAAUCAUUUAUGGCAGACAUAAAGUGUCUCUAAACAUCAAGAUCAACUAGUGUGGCAUUAUUACUCAUAGUGACGAAAUAAGUUCAAUUCUUUUUUUUUUAUGUAAACUGUUACAGUAAGGGAAGAUACGCGCUCUACCACUUUGUUGUAUGAUUGCAAGUUUCCCAUCUUUAUCGCUUUAUUUGGAUACAAAACAUAAGUUAAAUUGUUGACUAAACAUAAAUGUGGCAUUCUUUUGAGGUUUAUGGAAGCGUUUUCUUGAAUUUAUUAAGCAAUUUAUUGCAUAACAUCCACUUAUGUUAUAUAUUUUGUAAGAAACUAUUAAUUGUUAUGAUUAGGUCGUUACCAUGGUCAUUGAAACUCUAUAUUUAAAAACGUAUGAAAAUAAGCGCCACAAAUCAAGAUAUAAAUUGUAAUUUAGAGCAAUCUCAAAACUUGUUAUGUAUUUGUAUCCUUCGCUGUGCUAUUCUAAAAUGGAGUGCGGCUGCUUGGUGUAAGGGUAAGGUGGGCUCGAAUCCUGGUGGGAGCCCUUUUUCUGGGUUUCUGAAGGUUCUCAUGAAUUCCAGAAAUUUUAGGCCUAAAGUCCCCGGACAAUGCAGAACGCAAGAAGCAACUGUGCAAUAAGACAUCGACACAGGCACACGUAUUUAUUGCUGCUAUGUAGAAGACAUGUCGUUCUCUAAUCCGAACGAUUUGAUAGUCCGAAUCCCCCCCCCCGCCCCCCAGUUCCAAUCAGGAUUGUAGAGGCUUUGCUGUAUGUCACUUUUAUGCAAAAAGAAAACUGUAUUUGUCAGUGUAAAAACUGAAAUCAAAUUCAUUCUCUCAAACUUUUAAGGGUUAUGUUUCACUAAAUUUUAUAUUCUGUAAGAUUUAAUAAUGAUUCUGAAAUGAGACAAAGGUAGCAUCUUGCAAUUGCUGCAUGAUGUUAAGCAAAAUCGGACAACCAAUCAAAGAAAGUUGAUUUAAUGAUGAUUCAGUACUUUAUCACGACGAAACUGCAGCAUUUGGAAUCAUUUUUUUUUUUCCUCCAACGGAUAAGUGGUAAAUUCUGCUCCCACUCUUGUUCAAAUUUAAGAAAAUUCUUGGUUGAAAAUAUACUAUAGUAAUACAAAAUAAUUGCUAUAUGCAAAGCAAAGAAAAAACUAAUUUAACAUAAGAUGAGAGUUCCUGUCUCUCAGCCGGAACAAGGCAGAACUAUGAUCAAAUACCAAACAGUUCGAUUACGCCACCCAGAAACUACAGUUUCACGCUUAUUUAACGGUCAUGAAUAUGGAAUAGCUAUAACAGAGCUGGAGGUAGCAAACUACCCAUUAAAUCUCAGAUUACCUUCACACUGAUAGCUAAAAUAAAAUUUAGUCAACCUGGUGCAGUUCACCUCGUAAAGUGAAGGCAAAAACAUAACAUUGUUUAUACAUGAAAUAAAUACACCGCCAGCUCAGUCAUUCCAGCCGAGGACUGCAGGCGGUAACUUACUGAAAAUAACAUUAUAUCUUGAGCUUAAUGCAAUUGGACAAUGAAGUGCUGCUUUUAUUUCAUCGAGAAAAGGAAGUUAUAAGAAGUACAGUGCUGGCCAAAUUAUUAGACUAAGACUUUUAAAAGCAAAUUUUUAUGGAUUACAUAACUAUAGACAUAUUAACGAACAGUGAAAGAAUUAUCUAAUAUUUAUUAUGUAUUCCCUUGUUCUUGAUGAACAUUUUAAGUCUUUUUGGCAAACUUUUUACAUGGUUUACACCAUUUCUUAACUUUUUAGAAAAGGAGGUAAAAAAUUGUUUAUACUCACUGUUAUAUAUACUCACAUACACAUACUCACUGAUUACCUAAAACUAACUAUAAAUAUAACAGAGCACACUAAUAAAAAGAACUAGUGAACUGUUUAAGCUGAUUGAGGUUAUGUUCCUGGUAGGUAGGUAAACGAUUCCGAUUCCGAGUCACAACUGACUACAACUGUAUUUAUGUCAAGGUCUGCAUACUAAGUGCCUUGCCUCCAUUAUUUUUUAUACCGAUAGAUGGCAGCACCAUCACCGGAUCGAACAGUUAAUGAGAAUUUAGAACUAGACCAGGAGCUAAUAGCUUCCUGGUGCUAGCACCCCCAGAGGUAUCAUUUUACUUGGAGGACAUUGAGACCACGAGCAUAUUUAACGUCGCCCAGUCCCCUUUAAUGACGGCGGUGGAUCUUCGACCAUCGAGGUUCGAACUCAGGACCCUCCGGCCCCGAAUCCGACACUCUACCGAUCGGGCUACCACGGCCCUAGGUAGGUAAACAAAGAACAAAAACAAAGCAGACUGUGCUGCCACCUGCAAACAUUAAAUUAUGCGAAAAUAACGUAAUAAUCAGUGUACAGUAUGUACUGUAUUUUACCAGUAAAAUAAAUAGUAUUUUAGCACAAAUAGUGUACAAAAAAAAAAUUCUUUAGUCUAAUAAUUUGGCCAGCACUGUAUUUAUAGGAUUCUUUUAUUACUCUCUUCAUUGUGACGAAAUAAGUAGUUCAAAUUUUUUAAAAGUUAACUGUUACAGUAAGAGAGCAAUUACAACUUCUUCUAAGUAAAGUAUGCUCUAUCCACCAAAUUCUUUCACAGAACUAUGACGCGGGAAACAUUUUCACUCAUAAAUUUAAACUCAAAAUUUAAACAUUAUAACUGUUUUAUCGGUGGCCGAGCGGUCUGAGUGACUGCUUGACAUUGGCACACUUGAGGCGGUGGGUUCGACUCCCGCCCUCCCUCCGGUUGUACUUUCCCUUCUUUGUGAUGUAAAUUCUUUCAUGUGUUGUUUAUAUGUGUAAUAAAAUAUAUCAUGCGUAAGGGAGGCAAAGCACUCGGAUUGUAGUCCUCAUCAAAAUAAACCUGUGCAAUUAAGAGCCAUUGUCUGUAAGAAUCAGGCAGUUUAAAGCAUUUGUGAUUGUUGACAUUUUUAAUUUUUUUUAUUUUCACAUAUGUUGUUCCUUAUCAUAAAUGUAAUGUAAAUCCGAAAUUUGAGCUUUGUCUGACUCACCAUUUUUGAGAAAACAAUUUUUUUUGUUUAGGGGGCGUGGCACAUUUUUGCCGGUUUUUCAAAUUUGCAGAUUUUAAUGUGCUUGUUGCUUGAAGCGCCCUUGUAAUGACAUGGAUUUUUUAAUUCCAUAUUACUAUAUGGCCUUGUUAGAUACUGUUACAGCUUUCAAUUCGGUGACACUACG